Molecule: messenger RNA, 624 nt
Organism: Gekko japonicus
Lineage: Eukaryota; Metazoa; Chordata; Lepidosauria; Squamata; Gekkonidae
Product: cytochrome c oxidase assembly factor 7B-like
Exons: 1
Coding region: 1-624 (207 amino acids)
Cellular component (GO): mitochondrial intermembrane space
Molecular function (GO): protein binding
Source: RefSeq, a predicted model, not a curated record
AUGGCUGGGCUGGUCAACUUCGAGGAUGAAGAGGAGGUGAAGGAGUAUUUGGAUAACCUGGGCGUGGAAUACAGUUUCCAGUGCUACAAGGAGAUGGAUCCUGAUGGGUGUCACCGUCUGGCUGACUACCUGGAGGGUGCGAAGAGGAAUUUCGAGGCAGCCGCCAAAGCGCUGAAGAACUGUGAGGACAACCGGCACAGUGAGAGCUGCUACAAACUCGGGGCUCACUAUAUAACUGGGAAAGGUGGCCUGCCCGCUGAUUUUAAAAGGGCCUACAGCUGCUUUUUGAAGUCUUGUGAGAAAGGGGGCAAGAAAUCCACCGAGGCUUGUCACAACCUUGGGCUAUUGGAAGGUGGUGGGCGGGGAAACGACCACCAGCAGCCUAACGCCUCUCUGGCCAGGGACUAUUACAGCCAAGCUUGUGAUGGUGGUUUCGCUCCCAGCUGCUUUCAUCUUAGUGCUAUAUACCUUCAAGGAGCCCCUGGGGUGCCAAAGGACAUGAGCCGGGCUUUGGAGUAUUCCCUGAAAGCCUGUGACUUAAGACACAUCUGGGCCUGCGCCAACGCUAGCCGGAUGUACAGACUGGGAGACGGUGUGGAGAAGAGUGAUGCAGAAACGUAUUAG